Molecule: messenger RNA, 960 nt
Organism: Ylistrum balloti
Lineage: Eukaryota; Metazoa; Mollusca; Bivalvia; Pectinida; Pectinidae
Product: beta-parvin-like
Exons: 11
Coding region: 7-960 (317 amino acids)
Biological process (GO): substrate adhesion-dependent cell spreading; establishment or maintenance of cell polarity; actin cytoskeleton organization
Cellular component (GO): cytoplasm; focal adhesion; actin cytoskeleton
Molecular function (GO): actin binding
Source: RefSeq, a predicted model, not a curated record
UCCAAAAUGGCUACACAACCAAGUUCUCCACCUCCAGCAACUCCGAGAAAGAAGGAAGACUCCUUUCUGGAUAAAAUUGGUACAUUGGGAAGGAAGAAGAAAGCAAAAGAAGUAAGUGAACUCCAAGAAGAAGGUAAAAAUGCCAUUGAAGCACCUACCAGUCCUACAUUUGCUGACAUUGGGCCAGAAGGAUACAGUAUGGAUGACAAUGAGGAAAGAUCCAUGAUUGAACCCCAGUCAAGAGAGGAUCCAAAAGUUAAAGAGUUGAUUAAGAUGCUUCUUGACUGGAUCAAUGAUGUGUUAGCAGAUGAUAGAAUUAUUGUCAAGGAUAUUGAAGAAGAUCUCUUUGAUGGACAGAUUCUGCAGAAAUUAAUUGAGAAGCUAGCUCAUAUCAGGGUAAAAGUCCCAGAGGUGACCCAGUCUGAGCAGGCCCAGAAACAGAAGCUGUGGAUUGUACUGGAUGUAAUCAAUGAGACUUUACAGCUACCUCCUACCUGGAGUCAGUCCAAGUGGAGCAUAGAUAGUAUCCACUCUAAGAAUCUUGUAGCAAUUUUACACCUGUUGGUGAGCCUGGCUCGUCACUUUAGGGCACCUAUUAGACUACCAGAAAAUGUCUGUAUCACACUGAUGGUUGUACAGAAACGAGAUGGUAGACUGUUCCCAAGACAGGUGACAGAAGAGAUUACAACUGUCAAUGAGGAUAUUGGUGCCCGAUUUGAACGAGAUGCCUUUGAUACACUAUUUGACCAUGCACCUGAUAAACUUAACUUAGUUAAAAAGACUCUAGUGACUUUUGUCAACAAACAGAUGUUGAAGAUAAAUCUUGAAGUAACUGACCUUGACCAACAGUUCCAUGAUGGUGUAUACCUGAUCCUGCUGAUGGGGCUCCUGGAGGGAUACUUUGUUCCAUUAUAUGACUUCCAUCUCACUCCUAAAAGCUUUGAAGAUAAGGUAAGCUGA